AUGCGCGACGGUUCACAACCAACCGCCACGAUGACCUCAAGGAAAAAGAAGAGAAAUCAGCAGACAGCCGUCCAUCCAAUACAGCAGGUCCAACCGCAGCCACAAUCAAAGCCAGGCUCUGAUGUUGAAGAUUUUAUUUGUGAACAGGAUCAACGGGAUUCGGAUCCAGACUCGGAUACAUUAAAUGUAUUGGUCCCAGAUCCGGAACCAAGCAAGGAUGAUCGGAUAAGAUAUCCCGUGCUCCCCUCACCCACUCCUUCAAUUCCAAUCUCGUCGACCCCACCGCAAUCUAUUGCCCAAGGGCCGCGGAACACGAGUGCCUCGCCUUCCCCAUCGAUCGCUUCACUGCCGGCCCUAUACGAGCAUAGAAGAGAGUCAAGUUCAAACCUGAACAGGAUGGGAUCCCCCCGGCAAUCCUCUCGUGAUCUAUCCCAAUACACCAAAGGGAUCAUCGUCAAGCCACAGGCCGUUCCGGAAUCGGACGUUGUUUCCUCAAUGGUCGACUUCGUCCAAGACGUUAUUCCAAUCAGCGCCCAGGCAAAUUUGCCCCCGUCAGCCCAACCGGAGAAGAUUGAAUGGGUUGACAUUCAAAAAGUCACAAAAUUUGGUGACCCGAACAAGACUCUUGACCUGAUCAUUAUUGGGUUGGCGCGGGGCUUUCAAUUAUGGACGAUAACGGAAAGUGGAAUUUGCGAAGAAGUGCUGAGCGAGCGACAAGGUCCUUUGCGGGUGGGCAAGCUGCUGGAUAGCGAGCCGGAGCCUAUGGAGCCGGAUGCAAGAGACAAGUUCGACGGCCAGCGACCACUCUUCGCGUUGGUUGAUUCGAGCAGUUCACGGUCCGAGACACUUUUUUGCUGUCUGAGGUUCUUAUCACUGGGCACAGCCAAUGUGGUUCACAAAUUGACAUUUGACGAUCCCAUCCUGGAGGUCGAAUCAUCGAGCAAAUGGUUGGUAGUGGCUGCUGGCAGCCGACUAACUGUCUGUGACCAGUUUACGUUGCAGAAAAGGCGAUCUAUUGAGGUCGCGACAUUUGACUCCCAACUUCCAAUGGCAAUGCGGAAUUCAUAUCUUGUCUGGUCGGACAGCCAAGUUCGAACUGAUCUAGUGAGCAUUGGCGGUGUUGCAGCACCGGUCGAAGUCACUGAAGCCAGCUAUACAGGACAAAUGCUGUCCGCGGUCAAGUCUAUCUCCCGGACGGUCACUUCGGUCAGCAGCUCAAGCAAAAAGGAAGAGCCGCUUGGCGUUAUUACGGUAGCCUGCCUGGACUGUUGGUACCGCGAGGACGCAAAGGAGGAUUCGCAUAUCAAGGCCCAUUUCAUCGCACAGCAUGGUGGAAUUUCGCACAUCGACAUGUCGCAAGACGGGCGAUUAUUGGUGACCGCUGACUCUACAGCAAGGGAUUUCAACGUCUUCUCCCUGCUCCUCCAUUCUGGCACCUCAUCGCUGGGUGCAGCUCAGCAUUUGUACAUAUUAACGAGAGGCAGUACCCCGGCAAAGGUGUUGUCCACAACAUUCUCCAACGAUUCCCGAUGGCUCUGCAUCUCCACAAAUCAUGGCACAGUCCACGCAUUCGCUUUGAACCCAUAUGGUGGCCCACCCACAAACCGAACCCAUGCCGGGCGACUGCACAACCAACAGUCAAAAUUCACUCGCUCUGCUGGACUGAGCGACGCCGAUUUCAGUGAUGAUCGCCACCGAUCGCAGAGCGGUCAACAUUAUAUUAUGAGGGAACAUCCCGCUCACCGAGCCGCUGGUAGCCUUGGACGAGCAAGUGGUAACCCGAGAAUCGGGCCAUUCCCACCACCACUUAAUCGUCGUCUGAACGCCGAAAACCUUUCUGCAUGGGCAUCCGAUCUAACCCAUUCAACCCUCGGCCCUCACGCCAAUACCCGGAGAGGAAAAUUGGCACUAGCUUUUGCUAGUCGACCCGUCAAUGACAUCAAGAGCACAAGCGUACUUGUACUUUCACUCGAUGGCAUCCUGUACGAAUACGGUAUGCGAGGAAGCGCAGGGCAAGAAGCUGAUGCUCCCAUCAAAAUUGACAUCGUGCCCCAAGCAAGCUGGACACUAUUCAGGACGAAAAAUACUCCUGAUGUUGUCACACCAUUGCAACCGCUCUCGCCAUUAAUCCGCUGGACGACGUACGACGCAACCCCAACGCGCGUCCGAAGCGACAGCUAUCGUGUAGAUCCAAACAACGAAUGGAAUGGACAGGUGGAAGACACGUGCACAUACUCAGCUCCGCACCGCCGUCUGUGGCAGGGGCCACAAUUCACCUUUUUCUCAAUCAAUGAGACCCAGCCGAUUCAAGUUUCGCAGGCGCAUGGGGCUGGUACCCAGACAAUACCCAUUGUCAUUGGUGAUGGUGGAUACGGGCCGCACGCUACCAGGGUUGAAUGGUGUGGAAGUGCCAACGGGGAUCGGACCGGUGAGAAAGAGCGCGAUGAGAUCGCAAAGAGAAUUGCCGAAGCAAUGGGAGAAGAGCGAUCGAUUGAUCAUGACAAGGAGGAGAAAAGCAGCAUCGAUGAUGUGUUCUUCGAUUCAUCCGAUCACUCAGCCCCAGCUCGUGUUGCCGCAAACGAAGAACUGAUGAGCUUUGACGACCUC
This is a messenger RNA of Mesorhabditis spiculigera, 2607 nucleotides long. NCBI's taxonomy places the organism in Eukaryota, Metazoa, Nematoda, Chromadorea, Rhabditida, Rhabditidae. The record is from the annotation of a GenBank genome assembly.